UUUUUUUUUCUUGUACAUUCGUUCUCUUUAUUUGAAAAGUAAAACAUCAUGACAACCAAGGAAUCUGCUCAGGAACUCCUUGCAUUUCACAAGGGACUUGUGUCCAUCCCUUGCAUCACUGAGAACGAAUCACCAUGUACAAAAUACAUUCAUGAAUAUCUCACCAAGCUUGGCUAUACUGUUGAACUUCAGGAGAUUGCUCCAGGGCGUGAGAAUGUCCUUGCAUACUUGGGCAAAAAUCGCAAUCCUCGUGUCUUGUUCAAUACUCAUAUCGAUGUCGUUCCACCUUAUAUCGAUUACCGUGAGGAUGAAGAAAAUGUCUAUGGACGUGGUUCCAGUGAUGCCAAAGGUUGCAUGGCCGCUCAGGUUCGGGCUGUUGAGGAAUUGAGAAAGGAGGGCAAGAUCAACGAGGGAGACGUUGGAUUCUUAUUUGUCGUUGGCGAGGAAGUCGAUCAUAUCGGGAUGGUGAAAGCGAAUGGCCUCGGACUUACUCCAGACUACCUCAUUGUCGGAGAGCCAACGGAAUCACGGCUGGCCCUGGGGCAUAAGGGAGUCUUGCGCCUCAAUAUCAGGAUUGAGGGCAAAGCGGCUCAUAGUGGCUACCCCGAGCUUGGAGUGAGUGCCAAUGAUAAGUUGAUCGAUAUUCUCUACAAGCUGAAGUCAUUGGAUCUUCCUAAAGAUGACUACUUUGGUCAAACCACAUUAAAUAUUGGCACAAUCAACGGAGGACUUGCUGCCAACAUCGUCCCCGCGUUUGCCACUGCGGGCAUCUCGUUCCGUAUCGCCACUUCAACUCAAGAAGUGUUGGAUUUAGUUGAGAAGGUGAUUCCAAAGGAGCAACAGCUGAAGGACAAGAUUUCAAUCGAGCGCUUGACCUGCUGGGAACCAGUACGAUGCCAUUCUGUCCCUGGUUUCGAGACCUUCGUUGCUAAUUACUUUACAGAUAUUCCAUCCUUCUUGACUGCUAAACAUUCUUUGUUGUUCGGUCCUGGCAGCAUCCUCUGUGCUCAUGCUCCUCAUGAAUAUAUUAAUAAGAAAGAAUUAAUUGCCGCUGUUGGAAGCUACAAGGACAUUGUCUUGAAACUGUUUGCUGAAGGCCAGCAAUAGUCAAAUAGCAUAGGCUUAUUAGAGACAAAGAUAAUAUAAACUUAGACAGAGCAAUGCCUUGUAUUCAUUAAAUUGCAAAGAGUCUUGUCCGGGUCACUCUUUUCAAUUGUCAUCAUUCCCAAAAGAGUUCAUAG
This is a messenger RNA of Lobosporangium transversale, 1241 nucleotides long. Its product is annotated as putative peptidase. The coding region runs from base 49 to 1107 and encodes 352 amino acids. The transcript is spliced from 4 exons. The record is from RefSeq and is a predicted model, not a curated record. NCBI's taxonomy places the organism in Eukaryota, Fungi, Mortierellomycota, Mortierellomycetes, Mortierellales, Mortierellaceae. Gene Ontology annotation, molecular function: hydrolase activity.